GAAGAUACCGGAUAAGGCACUUCUGUGUGGCCUCUCUGAUUCUUCCCUCACUAAUUACUUUCCAUCUUCCGCGAAAUGCGAUUUCUACGGUUUAUCUUGUCGGCGACGACGAUUCUCGAGACCUAAAAUCCAUAUUUAAACCUUCACUCUUCUUUUGACUGUUGUGAUGAACCCUUGCACUAUGGCGAUCAGCACUUCUGUCUCCUUCGCUGCUUUGGGGCAACUUUCGUCGGUGAAAUCGGGUCUCACCUCGACUCGCUCCUCGGAGUUUCCUAGACUCAGAGGGUUUAGGUUCACAACCUCGAGUUCGAGUUCUCAAGCUAUUGUUUUCUGCUCUUCGGCUCCGUCCGUUCUUCCUCCUACUGUGUCUGAAACAAAAUACAAAUUCCUGAAGUCAUACAAGCGACCUAUUCCCAGCAUAUACAAUAAUGUAUUGCAAGAGCUUCUUGUCCAACAACAUUUGUUGAGGUACAAGAGAACCUAUCAAUAUGAUGCUGUCUUUGCACUUGGCUUUGUCACAGUCUUUGAACAACUGAUGGAAGGGUAUCCAAACAGUGAGGAUCGAGAUGCUAUUUUUAGAGCCUAUAUCGAAGCCCUGCGGGAGGAUCCAGAGCAGUACAGAAAAGAUGCACGGAAGCUGGAAGAGUGGGCUCAGUUACAAAAUGCUAAUUCCUUAAUAGACUUCUCAUCAAGAGAAGGAGAUGUUGAAAAUAUUCUGAAAGACAUUGCUGAUCGAGCCCAGACUAAGGGAAACUUCAGCUAUAGUCGAUUCUUUGCAAUUGGACUAUUUCGUCUUCUUGAAUUGGCAAAUGCCACAGAACCAUCAUCAUUGGAAAAGCUUUGUGCGGCCUUGAAGAUAGACAAAAGGAGCGUGGAUAGGGAUCUUGAUGUUUACCGCAACCUACUGUCUAAGUUGGUUCAGGCUAAAGAACUUCUCAAGGAAUAUGUUGAUAGGGAAAAGAAGAAAAGGGAAGAAAGGUCUGGAUCUCAAAAGGCUAAUGAAGCUAUUACCAAAUGCAUAGGAGACCAACAGUAUGUUAAAGCUAAGCUCCUUCCAGUAGGCAGGUUGGUAUAGUUGCAAUUUUUGCUUGAAGAAAA
Messenger RNA from Phalaenopsis equestris, 1098 nucleotides. Its product is annotated as protein THYLAKOID FORMATION1, chloroplastic. Bases 167 to 1075 code for a protein of 302 amino acids. The transcript has 5 exons. Lineage: Eukaryota; Viridiplantae; Streptophyta; Magnoliopsida; Asparagales; Orchidaceae. Gene Ontology annotation, biological process: protein import into chloroplast stroma; photosynthesis; thylakoid membrane organization. Gene Ontology annotation, cellular component: chloroplast thylakoid. The record is from RefSeq and is a predicted model, not a curated record.